This is a messenger RNA of Clupea harengus (Atlantic herring), 604 nucleotides long. RefSeq names its product ladderlectin-like. The record is from RefSeq and is a predicted model, not a curated record. Lineage: Eukaryota; Metazoa; Chordata; Actinopteri; Clupeiformes; Clupeidae.
GUAUUUGAAGGUUAUUUAAUAUCGUCUCUUGCUUUGGCCAGCAACAUGAUCAACAAAGCCAGCUUUCUUCUCCUCUCUGCUCUCCUCAUCUGCUGUGGAGCAAAAGACAGAGGUACAGAGGGCUUUGAGCAGGAUGUCAAAGUGCGCUGUCUUGAGACUUGCCCUCAGAACUGGACUCCUUAUGGUACCCGCUGUUUCAAGUUUGUCUCCACAACAAGAUCUUGGUCCAAAUCUGAGAGUCACUGUGUGGCGAUAGGAGGGAACCUGGCCUCGGUGCACAGCAUAGCUGAGUACCAUUUCAUCCAGGAACUGCUCCGCAAACACACUCAAGGCACUCCUGGUACUUGGAUCGGAGGAAAUGAUGCUGCUCAGGAGGGUCUGUGGAUUUGGAGUGAUGGGUCCAAGUUUAACUACACUAAAUGGUAUCGUGGUGAGCCAAAUAAUUAUGAUGGAAAAGAGCAUUGUAUCGUUAUGAAUUGGGCAGGUACAGUCACCACUAUUCAAAUAAUAUUUCUGCUGUCAUGAAAAUCUUGAAUCCUUUAAAAUAAUUAUAUAUACAUUAAAACAUUCAAGUCUUAAUCAUGGUAAUUAUGGUAUCACCACC